AUGGUUGUUAAGUGCAUAUUAUGUUCUAAUAAGUAUAGACCUCCGUAUAGAGCCUUGUCAUUUAAUGUUACUUUCCAUAGAUUUCCGAAGGAUUACGAAAGAUUUAAUAAGUGGGUUAAUUUCUGCCGUCGUCCCGAACUUUUAGAAAAGGGUCCAUCCAUUUGUAAUAGAACAUGUAAAUUAUGUUCAGAGCACUUCGUCAAAACAGAUUUCAAGAAUAAUGGUUGGUUGAUUAAAAGUGCUGUGCCUUCUAUAUUUAACUGGCCUGAUGUAGAGUUGCAACAAAACAUCAGUUUAGAAAUGAUUUCUGAGGAAUCCAUCCCUAGUACUAGCAGUACUUCAAGAAUAAUGGCCGAUUCUGUUGACAUUUAUAGUAAUUCUAUUUCGUCUAUCAAUUGGUCAAACGUAUCAGCCAUGUCUUGUUCAACUUCAACUCCUAAAACUGCUUCUGUGUCAAGAUCAUUAACGUAUUCAUCAGACAAUAGCUCCACGUCUGAAACCCAAACAGAUGAAACUUUGUCAAGGAACACACCACAUAAUGUUAAACUCAAUAAUAUGCUUAGUAUCCAAAAAAAUAAAUUUAAUGAUCUUCAUAAAAAAUAUCUUACAUUAAAAAAGCAUUGUUCUGACCAACAAAAAAAGUCUUCAACAUUAGAGUUUUUUCAUUUAAUGUGCGAUAACUUUCUAAAUAAAGGUUUUGCCAAUUUUGUUAAAGUCCAGUCCAAACUAACAUUGCAAAAUCCCUGUGAACAUAGGUUUUCAUAUGAGACAAAACAAUUUGUACUCAUGAUCCAUUUUAUGGGUCCUGAAGUAUACAGAUUUCUUCAGAAAUCCUGGAGUUUGCCUUCUGUUAGAACUUUGCAAAAAACUACAGAAAAUUGGAAAAUUAAUCCUGGUUUGAGUGACUUUUUAUUUAAAGUUCUAGCAGUAAAAGCAAACUCCAUGACAGUGAAGUCUAAAGAAUGUAUCUUGUGUGUAAAUGAAAUGUCGCUUAAAUCUUUUCUUUACUAUGAUAUCAAAAAAGAUGAAAUAAUAGGUUUUCACAAUACAGGAUUCAUUAAAUCUUUCCAUGUUACUAAAUCAGUUAUGGUCAUUAUGAUUAGUGGUCUACAUAGUUCUUGGAAACAACCUGUAGGCUAUUUUUUUGUUGCCACCACUUUUACUGGAUAUGAUCUGCAAAAUAUAAUUUUCCAAACUGUUCAAAAGUUGUCUAAUAUUUCUAUUAAUGUAGUAGUCAUGAUUUCUGAUUUAGGCUUAAAUUUUAAGCACUUUGCAGAUCAACAAGGCAUUACCCCCCAGACCCCUUACUUUAAUGUUGGAGACAAAGAAAUUGUAUACAUGUUUGAUCCACCUCAUUUAUUAAAGGCAACUAGAAAUAACUUUUUCAACUAUCGUUUCAAAUCUCAAAACAAAAUAGCAGAAAAAAUUCAUCUUUCAAAUUUUUAUGAUUCUGAUAAAAGCAAACAUCAUCGAUUGGCCCCUAAAUUAACAGAUGUUCAUUUAAAUCCCAAUAGUUUUCAAAAAAUGAGAGUAAAUUUUGCCUCUCAAGUUUUUAGUUAUACGGUGGUUGCAGGAAUGACUACCCUAGUUUCUUAUAAUGAAUUACCACAUAGUGCCUUUGAUACAAUUGAUUUUAUAGAUUCCAUUUAUAAACUGUUUGAUUUAUUUAAUUCCCAUCCUAGUUCUACAGAAGUUUCUAAUCAUGAGGGAUCAAAACGUUUUUCAUUACCAUUUUCAAACUCUUCAUAUCAGAAAGAUUUUUUAAACUUAAUGUUAAAUUAUUUUGAAAAUUUAGAAAUCCAAAAAUAUAAUGUAAAAAAAAAUGAGUGGGUUAAUAUAACUAGACAGUAUAAUAUAAAAUUUAUUAAUGGAUGGUUAAUAUCAAUAGCUGGAUUAAAUCGUCUUUAUCAAAAUUUAACCAAUAACAGUCAUUCCAAAAUAGAUCCAAUAUAUACUUGUAGGUUAAAUCAAGAGGUCUUAGAAAAUUACUUUGGAACUGUAAGCAAUCAAAAUGGAAAUUUCAUAAAUCCUACAUGCAUUAAGUUUAAACAAAUGUUUAAAAAACUAUUUUGUCUUGAAUACUUUCAGCACUCUGUAAGUGCUAACUGUAUUCAAGAUUUAGAUGAUGUCUUACUCUGUCUUGAAAAUACUCCUAUAAGUGAAAUUAAAAUACUUUUCCCAGAAAAAAAUCCUAUUAAAUUUCCAUUACCUAUUAAAAACGUUAAUAAUUACAAACAAAUUAAUUUACCUGAACAAAAUGCCUUGACAUACGUUUGUGGUUACUUAAUCGGGCAAUGUUUAAAAGUUCAUCAAUGUACAACUUGUUUAAAUUUUGCACAAGCAACUACUUCCAUAUCCAGCAAAACUUUUUAUUCUCAUUUUAAAUUAUACAAAGAAAAUCCUUCUUUAUUAUUCGGUAAUUUAAUGAUGCCCUCUUCUACUUUUUAUCAGUAUAUUUUUCAAAUUGAUCAAGUUUUUGAUAGACAUUUCAUGUCAUUAGCUCCUCAGCCCCAUGUGGGUAAGACUCUUAAAGAUUUAAUUGUAAAUAACAUUUUUUUCUAUCAUCCAUGUGAUAAUUUUCCUAAAGACUUCUUAAUUAACCUAUUCUUAAGAUUUCGAAUAUACAACUCAUUAAAUAGAACCAAUAAGGAAUCUCAAGCAUUACGUACUGGUAAAAGGAACAGAAAAGUUCAAAUUCUUUCGAAUUUAUAA
Macrosiphum euphorbiae (potato aphid) is the source of this 2712-nucleotide messenger RNA. Lineage: Eukaryota; Metazoa; Arthropoda; Insecta; Hemiptera; Aphididae. The record is from the annotation of a GenBank genome assembly.